AUGUGUGAGGUGGCCAUGGAGGAGCAGGAGAGGGAGAUCUCGGACAUAGAGCCGCAGGAGCAACCUUCCGUGGCGGAGAAUGGGGUCAUGAUGGUAGUGAAUCACAGCCAGGUCCAUGCCCCACUCAGCGUGGUGUUUGCCACCCUGCUGUACCUUGCGGAGUUCAUCACAGGCGCAGUCCUCUGCAGCAUGUACCACAAGACCGACGACAACAUCUGGAUGGGCUUCACCAUCACCUUCAUGCUGGUGCCCGCCGUGCUCAUCCAGCUCACGCUCACCUUCAUCCACAGGGACCUGGGCAGGGACCGGCCUCUCGUGCUCUUGAUGCACCUGCUGCUUCUCGGCCCUGUCAUCAGGUAGGUGUCCAGGUGGGCCAGGGGAGGGUCAAAUUCACAUUCAACUUUAUUUGUAUGGCACUUUUCAGAUAAAAAGAUGUAGUUGAAAGUGAAAAUACAACAAUUAAACAACAAUAAAACCUUACCCACACACCCACCCAUGGACCCACACAGACACAGACACAGACACACACACACCCUCACUCACCCACACAUACACACACACAAGCUUACACAAAGUGAGAAUUCAAGAUAUAUUGUUAAAGAGACAUGGCCUGACACUGUCACAUUAUGUGAGCAAAGCGCUACCUUUGGCAAACACUGGAGAUAAAGAUAAAGAAUGAAAUGGUAAAAAGAAAGAGUAAAACCUGAUGGACUAAAACAAGAAAAUCAUAAUAAAUGAACAAAUAAUUAAGAGCUCUUUACCAUAUAAAAAAGGGGUAAAAGAAGUAAAAACCUCUAUGAUGGAAAAAUUCUAAAAAAAGACUAAGAACAGAGAUAAUUGAUAAAAUGACAUAAAAGAAACAUUAAGAUCAUCGAUUAAAAUGAACAUUUGCAAUAAGAGAAAUAUAAAAGGGUGAGUCUUGAGCCUCAUCGUCAGCAUGACAAUGACUGUUGACCACAAACCACAACAGUCUGCGUAUUUUUCUCCUGAAGGCAGCUUAUCAGGACAUUCGCAAAAUCACAAGUCAGCAUAUUUCAGAGUAUUUUAAAGUCAUGACUUAAAAUCGGAUGAUAAAAAUUAGAGCAGUUUUAACAUUUUCAUUGUUGACCACAUAGAGGCUCAUUAUACUGAGUGUUAACUAGACAGAAAAUUCAAUUUGUGGAAAAAAUACAACCUGUCUGUUGGUUGCAGCUUUGUAAAUGUGAUGCACUGUUAAAUUUGCAUAAUGGAAAAAAACAGACAAUGAAAACAUUUGUAAAUGUAGGACUGUUAAUCCCUCCUUUUCACGAUGAUUCAUUCCUAAUCUUAAUCCACAAACUGGUCAGAUUCAAGAAAGGCUCUUACAAUAUUCAGCAUGAUUUAUCAUAGCUGAGUUUGAUGUUUUAGUUUGUGUAACUAAGAAAGUUCUUCAUUUCCCAAUAAAAAUGCAGUUUUGUUUAUUACCUGUUGUAAGGACAAAAGACUAGAAAUACAUAUUCUGACAGUGUGCAUCCUUGUCCGGGCAAAACCGAAACCGAAAUCUAAUCCCUGAGGUUGAUCAGAGUGCAUGAUGUUUGCAAAGCCCAGCUAUAUAACAUGUAAAACGAGAUAUUCUAUUUAGUCAGCUUUUUAACAUAACAAAAUGUGCAGCUUCUACUCAUCAGUCACAGUCAGGUGCAGCAAAUGGAAUACAUGCAGGGAAUUUUUACAGAGGAACUAAAAGCAUCCAGCUACAUUUAUGGACUCCAACAAUAUCCUGCAGACUAAUGUCACAUUUUCAAAAUGAAGAUACUUUUCUUCCUUAGAAGCUGAGAGUUAUUCCCAGGUUUCCUCUCUUUUUUUCAGUUUGUUUAAUUUUCAGUCAUUCACAUAUUUAUCACAUUAAUCAUGAUUACUCCUCUGCACAUUACUCUGAGUUAAGUAAGAGAAACAUUCCCAAAUUUUAGCUCAUGCAAAAUGCUGCUGCACAGCUAGUUUCAGAAUUGAUUUGAAGAUUUCAAGGUCAGGCAUAUCUCUUAAGAUUUUAUGGCCAUGAUGCAAGUGAGAUCCUCUGGUAGGAGCUUUCUUAAUGCCCCUGAAUCUUGACUUCUAACUACAGUGAUGAGGCCUCUCUCUGUUUGCAAACCCCUGCCAGAGGGUCUCAGGUUGACUGCGUCAUCAUCGAAACUGUCUUUUAACGUAGGUCUGGUUGCUGUCUGUACUUAACUGGUGUAAGUGAGCACACAUCUAGCUUUGAAAAAUGUUGUAAGAGCUGUUUGUAUCAUACAAUAGAGUCAAGCAUGCAGAAGUGAGUGCUGCAGUUUGAGAGCUUAGGGGUAGACCCUGUCAGUCAUUGUUUUGAGGAGAAAGGCUUUUGGUGCUAAGAGACCUGAUGAUGAAGACCUCAUGAAGUGAGAAGGGAGAGAGAGAAAGAAAGCCAAGAGAGAAAGACAGAGAGAGAGGAGGCGUUAACCCUGAAGGAGCCCAAAACAGAUUUGAUCCUUCUUCUGAUUGAACAACCUCCUGGAGGCAAAAUAAACACUGUGAAGGAUGUCUUUAAAAUGCCAAAACUAAAGGAAAUAUACACUGAUAAGUAAAAGCUUUGCAAAUUUAAUAAUUUUUCUGAUUUAAAAAGAAAUAUGAAUGAUAAUGUAUGGCCAGCAUUACACUUUCAUAUGUUUAUCAGCUACAUCUUAUAGUCCAAAUGAAACAGUUCUAGUUGUGUUGGAGAAUCAUGGCAUCUUUUGAUUUUUUGACAUGGACUGGGAGAGAUAUGCAGAUUUGAUGAUUAUCAUCCUAAUCACACUCCAGAUGGAGAGCCUGUCCAGUGUGAGCAACAUGAGACAGAACAUAACAACCUCACACAUCCUCCCAACUGUUGAGCAUGCUGUAGAUUAGUGGAUCGACUGAUUACAGCCUUUCAACAACAGUAAUGAGAGGGCACAUUUCUGUCACAUAUUAAUAUCUUUUUCUUCUCUACUGUAAGAUUGUCUUCAAAUAUCGAAAGCUCUGACUUUGGACAGCUUUUUAAUCCUCCGUGAUGUGAUGAUAUUAUGAUGUCCUCUGGGUCACUCUGUCCCCCUCCCCCUCUGCAGUGUGGACUCUAAAACAAGUUGGUCGACUGGCUCUGCAGAGCUGACAUCCUCCCUUGUUACACAUCCUUCAUAAGUAGGGAGCUGCUCGGCUGAAUGACAUCAGCUUCAGGAUUAGGACACCUAAAUGCUUCCUGUGUCCAAACCAGUCAGUCCACAGACCAGACUGGGUUGUCUCAAAAGGAGAGAGAGAGAUGAAGCAAGAGGAGUUUUCCAUUAAGACUUAUAGGAAAAGAUUGAGUUAUUCCUGGAAAUGAAAGGGGAGGGGAAAAAUCAUAUGCGACAGGCCAGAACUAAUUUGUCUAAAUCACUUCUGAAGAUAAGGGUUUCAAAGCCGAAAAGAAAGAUAGAUCUGGUUUCUUUUUCUUGUUGGUGGAGGUAUUUUGUUUGAAAGCAGGAGGGCUGCACUUCAGUGUGGGUUGAUUCGAGGUCAGAGACCUGUUUGACAAACCGUGAGUCACAUCAGAGGCGGAGACUUGCACCUAAGUCCUCUGAGAUUCAAAUGUACACUUGAUACUCUCUGUCGCUCUGAACUUUGAGACGUCGUGGACAAUUCCCCUUGGGGUGCUGCCCAUUUACAACAAGAGUGUGAUUUAAGGGUGUGUUUCUUUUUUACGAGGCUGGAAAUUCACCUUUCUCUUCAGCUCUGUGGAACUUAUUUGCAGAGUUGCUCGAGGGUGUGAAUGAAUUUAAACAGUUUCCAGAAACAAAACACAAGUAUUUUCAGUAUUGCUUUUUUUUUAAAGCAUGAGAAUAAAGAUUAGUGAGAGCUACAGAUGUGAAACUCUUUGUUAUGGUAUGCAGAAGACAGGAAAUGAUUUUGUCGUGGGUGUUGAGCAAACACUCGAGUGCAACUGCUAUGUGAUAUAGAGCAUGUAACAGACAAAACUCCUCUGAAUACAGUAAAGACAGUUUCACUACACAAAUCAGGUUAAUGUCACACAACGUCAAUAGUUUUACCAGGAGGCCAAUUGUGCGCGGGGCUAAAUGCAGAUUCAUAGUUCCCACAGUUAACUAGACCAAGGUCAGCCACAGGUCUAUAAUUAUCCGUUUACACAUUGGAGAUAAAGCCACACAUGUCAUUGACCACCUGCAGCUCCACCGUCUAUUUCAAUCUGUAGUGAGAGAUUUAGAGCGCCCACACGUUCAGUCUGUUGUUUUGCAUUAUAGGAUUUUUCAGCCAACACAGAAAUCUUCGCUGUUGCUUUCAGGAUUUAAAAUUAUUUGGUUGUGAUGAACUUGCAGAGAAACUGCAGUGGAGGAGAUUUAUCGACAGCAGUCUGGACGUUAUCCAUGAUGUCUACUUUGAUUUUCCAACACAGCUGGACAGAAAGACUUUUACUUUGGAGGGUGAGGAGGUCUGGUUUCAGGCUCUGACUUGAAGGCGGUUCUUUGUUUUCAGAGCGAGACAGAUACUGUAAAUAGGCUAAUAUAAACCUAGUUAAACAGUGAUACUGGCGCAGUCUCAAACUCCACCCUAAAACCUGAACACCACACCCUCUUACACAAAGCUGAAUUAAGGCACGAAAUGUGUGGACCCAUGGGGGCUUGAAAUUGAAUAAAUAUGAGGACUUAGACUCAGUUUCUUAAUAAAACACUCAGGGGUGGAACCAGACUUUAAUGUGUGCAGUAGGUGUAGAAAUAGCUUUGUUUACCAUUUCUAUCCUCACAAAUGUCUUUUAACUACUAACACUAAAUAAUCUGCACUCUUUUAUAAAUCUUCUGAAUGUAAUUGUAAUGCACAGAGCGCUACCAACAAUAGCUAAUUUUUACUUUAGUCAUCUCUGAUAGGGCAAACAGCGAACAAUAUCUCGGGAUUUUGGCCACGAAGAUUUCAACGGGACCUAUGCUACUCAUGGCAAACCCUCCUGAUCUGCCCCAGAUCACACGUCUGAAAACAAACACCUACAUAUUCAUAUAUUCAUACAUUCUAUAUAGCCAUACUUGGUUUCAUCAGUUUUGUCAUGAGGUAAAGUAAAGUAAAGGUAUAAGAAAGUGCUAUUUCAUUAACACCAUCAUGACCCACACUCAAGGUGAGCGAACGUCUCGAAGUCUUGGGAUUGGGCCACCAUGGAGCACUGACAAGUUUAUAUUUCAAGUUUAAAAAUACUCAGCUAAUUAUAUACUGUGCUAUGUAAGAAAACCCACAGAUACAUUUAAAGAUAUAUUUCUAUGUUGUUUCUUUAAAUUAUUGUCAAUAUCAGUCCCAGAAAGCCUUAAAGGACAUCUGUAUAUUUACACAAGGUUUUAUCGAAGGACUACAUAUUUCAAAGUUGGAGAGUUUUUUUCAUUCAGGAUUGGUGGGUGAUUUAAAAACUACAAAGUAGGAAGUACAGCAAGAAGAAAACAAGUUUUCCAGACUUCCGAAGAAUUUACACACCCCUGUGUCUGGCCCCCUGACUCGAGGCUACAUCAAGUUGCGUUUUGAGUAAAGAAGAAACCAGGUUUUCAUGAGGAUAUGAAAAGCACGCAGUCCCUCAAAUCGCAACUUUGGUUUUGCUGUGUAGAUAAUUUUGCAUUUAUCUGAUGUUACCAGAAAGGAAACUAAAUCAGUGAAGUGUAAUUUUAUGAACCUCAAAAUAAUUUGUUAUAUUUUAAAGAAAAGCUGUCAAAUGCAUGAUUUGUUACAAGUCAGAUGAAAACAGCAAAUUUAUCUCUCAAUGCAAAAUUUAUCACAAUUAACGAAAUGUAUAAAAGUUUCAGUCUGGCAGGGGCAGAUCUGGGGGAAAUGAAAGGGGUGGCCAUGGCCCGUGUGGCUUAAUGGCCACCCUGUUAGCUACUCUAAAAUCCUACUGAAUGAUUUGUCAUUUUCCUUGUGGGAGGCAUAACCUAUGUUAAAAUCAGUUAUUCAGUGUGUGUUCAAAGCUUUCUCUGCAUGUAAACUCAUUUUAUCAAACUUUUAAUUGUGAUUUUGGACCAGCGUCUUUUUUGUGUGUGCAUGCAAACAUACUUCAUGCCACUCCUGCAAAAGCCAGAGUCCAUAUUUGCUCACCGCAGUCAAAAGAGUCCUGGCUGUGCCUCUACUGUGUGUGCAGAUAGCCGCAUAGCUAGCAUGGCUGAAACUCUCCUGGAUUCCUCCACUAGAAAAAAAAAAUAAGCUGAGAAAACCUGAAGCAGCUGUCCUCUCAGUAACGCACACCUUUUUAUGAUCCUGAGCACAUCUUUCCUCUAGCUAAGAAUGCUUUCAUGCUGCUUGUGAUUUACAACAGCGCAGACUCAUGGGACAGCUUCUGAUAUACUGCAACUGUACCUGCUGCGCGUCUUAUCUGAACUUGCUGCUUUCUGAAGCAUCUUUUGUUCAGCCAGGAAACAAACACUUAUUGUGAUUGCAGAACAUUUCUCACUGUACAUGCUCCAGGCUCUGUUAACUCUGUUUUAUUUCAAGCUCUUCUUAUUGCAUGCUGUGCUGCUGUAAACAAAUCACCUCUGCUGCUCUUGGCUCAGAUGGGAGGCUUCCUGUAUGACUCAGGAAAGCGUAAUGGCUGAUCUUGUCACUGUGCUUUCAAACACACCAAUUAAACCUCUUUUACACAAAUUGACAUUUUUUAUUCUUUCAGGGCUUUUAUGUAAGUUUUGGAGUCGGGGAAAAAGUUUGACAGUUUCCACAUGAUCAAAAUUCACACUGAGGAGUCAGGGUCAGGUUCUCCGCCACAGGGUGGGCUUUGUCUCAACUUGUUGCUGGAGUAUGUAAUCCUAAAGCAGAGACUCUGUAAUGACACUUGGACCAGUCUGAGCAUGCAAGCUGCUUGUUUUGCAUCUCUUUGUGGUUGGAAGUCUCUUGGCUGCUGAUGAGCACGAUGAGCAGGAUGGUGAAAUCCACAGUGACCAAAACAAGCCGCUCUCGCUGAAGCACAGCUGACAGAAUUUCCUGAACGCUCUGCCGCCCAUCAGAUAAAAAGACUCAGUAUUUAAGAUGUCAGAGGAGUGCGUUGACUCCUCUUAGAGGCAGUUCCUCUUCUUCUUCAUGCGUCGUUUGUUGCAGCAUACUGCUGUGUUCACAUACCAUGAGCAGAGCAGACUGCAUGUUUAGACUGCAAAUACAGAACAGAAGCCCGUGUUUCUUUCUAUAAAUCCAUGAGCUGCUGCUGCCUUGGAAGUCUGUGUAUCAAUUCAUUUGGCUAAUGCAUUCAUCAGAGCUCCUUUUCCUUUUCCCCUAAGUGAAAUCCAGUCUGUCUCUCGGUCGCUUUACAGAAUCCUAAGUGCACUGAAGGCUGGCUCUGGUUCAGCACGUUCAAACUGCCUCCUCAGCCCAUUGUGCUGCCAGAUUUCCAGGGAAUGGAUGUCAGUAAAUCAGGUUUUUGUGCCCUAACUCUAAUGUGGACUAAAGUUGAAUGACCUUGUAUGCCCACGGCAGGGGUAAAUAUAGCGUGUCCCGCUUUUAGUCUUCAAAUAACGACAACAUUUCCCCUGCCAGGCUCAGACGUUUGGGUCAGACACAGUUCAGGGGCAUGUGUGAUGCCUGGCACCGUGCCGCAUUUGCACUGUCAGUGAAGUGCAGUUUCCUCAUGAGCAGCAGCCGAAGCAACUGACUCAGAAAAUGUCUGACUGACUCCUGAGUAUCAUAAGACCACAACGCUGAAAACUGCGAUGGAGUGGAUUUAUGUGGGAGUCUCCAUUCUGAGGGUCUCGAGGUUCAUUCUUUGAGAUAUUGGCGGAAAAGUUAACAUUCCUGCGCAGUGAUGUGAGAAUUAGAGCCGGGGUGGGAAUCCUCCGAAAAGGGAGGGUUUGUUUGUGUUUUUAUGAGCGGCGCAGAUGUGUAACGCUGCGGAUCAAUUCAGAUGCUUCAUUCAGGGAUUAUUGUGCUGACAUUUUGCCGUAGGCUGAUGGAAACCUUGCACUUCCAGUUUAGGUAGUUUCCCCGUUGAUCGCUUGGUUCUAAAUAUUUUGAGCUUUGUUUGUCACUUGGGUCUCAUAUCCAGCUAAGAAGCGUUUAAAUGGUCAUUAUUUGAUAGAAGAACACAUAUAUUUACUAUAAACCUCAGCUGUUUGUUCACAGUUUGCAUACUCAGCUUAGAGUAAGUAGUCUGCACGUUUACAAGGAAAUCUCUUGCAUGUUUUUCCUCAUAGAUGGUGUUUAUUUCCUCGGCUGUGUUGAAACACAGAGAGCAUUUACCUUGCAAACAUUAAGAGAACCACACCCAGAGAUUUUCUGUGUGUGCAUUAAGGCCUCAGGGUGUGUUUCCUGUCUUGUGGCUGCCCUCUGGUGGUCCCUCAGUGCUGUGUUUGUGUUUGCUGAGCUGUGAUUGACAAAGAAAGGUCUGUUUGCGAUAGAUUUCUCACCAGCUAUGAAAUCAGUAAUGUGGUUUUGGCAAAUACUUAUUAAAUAUAUUUAAUUUGAAUUCAGUGCACUUAAACAAUCUGCAACUAUAAAUGAGUGAUAUUUAUCUUCUCUCUGUGCUAAUUUAGUAUUUUAUGCUGCUUUUAUUGCUCAACACACCUUCAAAUUCUCACACACAGUCUUAAAUGUUGAUGUUAAAGAGGAAACUUCACAUUGGACCGCUGUGGGAACUUUAACCUGACAGUACACUGCCCUCUGUUGGUGCAGAGCUAUAACUCCACUCUCCUUCGCUCCUCUGUUUGUGUCCUCAGGUGUCUUGAAGCCGUGGUGGUCUACUACAAAGCUGGUAAAAAAGAAGAACCUUAUGUCACCAUCUCCAGAAAAAUCCAUCUGAAGAAGGGACAGGGGUUACCCAUGGAGUGGGAAAUCGGCCAAUCAGAGCGGACCCUGGCCGCGCACAGAAACGCCUUCAAACGCACGGCGGUCAUCCAGGCUUUUCUGGGCUCUACACCUCAACUGACGCUGCAGCUGUACGCCACCAUCCAGGAGAAAUACUUCCAGCCUGCAAGAUGUAAGAAUGAUGGAGGGGUCAGGGGUCAUGUCACUGUUCCACCAUGAAGAAAUCAGACAAGUUUUACACUUUUGCAUCCUGAUACACUUAGCAACACUCAAAUAACUCUAAAAAUGAUUGAAAAACUGGGGUGUAAGAGCUUAUCUUGUUACCGUAAUGAAAAACUACACACAUAAGAGCAAUCUGAACCCUGAGUGAGGCUUGAUGACUUCAUACCACUUCCUAUAUUUUCAUUCCCUCUUAAAGAAGACAGUGUAUGAAUAGAUGUUUGUUGAUUUAAGAUGUAUGAUUAAAAAAAAAAAGUCUUUGAGAAGUCUUCAAAAAGUUGAGGCGCUGUGCGUACUGUUUUUUCUUUUUCAGAUUUAUACUUUUUAUUAAUUUUUCCAACAUACUCAUACCUGACAGGACAUCAAACAUAACAUCCAUACACACAAAGAUAACAAUAAUAAACAAAAAAAACUCUCCCUUCCACCCACUUCAAGGGGUCAUCCCACUGCUAUAUGCCUGAGUACAUCUCUAUCGCCUCAAAACUUAACAUAGGCAGCAAAAUAUAAAUAAAUAAAUAAGAAUAAAUAAAUCAUACUGGGACAGUAAAAUAAGAUGUGCUGUGUAUACUUUUAAUAAAGGCCUAAUAUGUUGGUUGUAAUAUGACCCAAACCCUUUAUUGAAUUAACAAUAUUGCAACAAAUAAGACAAUAAGACAAAAUAUUAGAUUGAAACUAAAAAGAGUUGUUGCUUUGGAAGAAACACACCAGCAAAAGUUUUCAAAAGAGUUAGGACUGGGACAAUAAAUCAUUUAAAGAAAUUUGUAAGGACCUGGAAGAACAUCUCCCAACUAUUGAGGUGAAUUUGUAACAGGUCACUAACAUGACUCUGCAUAAAAAGUGGAUUCCCUGCGGCAAAAAAGUCUAAAAAAGAGUAGGGGAGACCGGGGCUUGUUGUCACACUUUCUACACUCUUCUAUAUUUCUUGGAAUCAAUACUUCAUAUAUAAACAAAACAUGUACCAGAUGAAAGACCAAAGUCUCAGGUAUAUAUUUCAUAUUCAUGUCAUUUUCAUAUCUUGUGUCAGUGCAGAGUUAUAAGCAAUCAAAUAGAGAGUGUGAACAUGUGACAUGUUGCCCCACCAUCAGGUAAGUCGUCUCACUACAUGGAGUUAGAUGUCACAGUGGAUUUUGCAGCUAAUAAAAGAAGGACAAAAUUAUUGUUGUUCCAAUUUUUUUCCAUAAAAGUGAACAUCAAAGUCAGGCACAGAAAAUCUUUAUCAUUGAGUUAGAAAAAAGUAAUUGAACAGACAUUAAAAUAAAAUAUUAUACGACAUGCUCUGGAGUUUGGAGAGCUGUCUAACAUUGUAUUUCCACUGGGGUAAAUGUUUUUGCAGUACAGAGCCGAAGUAUGGUAGUUGACAUUAAAGUCCUUUAUUGUAGUUUAGACUGAUUUAUUAGCUAAGGUCUUAUCUCUGUAAAAAUUAAGUCAAAAUUUCAUUAUGACAGCUACUGAAAAGCAGACUCUAUGUUAAUUUUAAUCCCUCUUAAACAUGCGACAACUAACCCCAAAAUGACUGAGACAUGUUGCCCCAAACUACCAUGUUUGCUAAUUCUAGCUCUAGAUUAAAGUUAUCUUACAACAGAACAAUGACUGAGGUAUGACAGGAUGCCUUAAUCUCUCCUCUAACAAGUCCACAUGUAUUACUGCUUAGAUUUUUAUCUGGAAGAAGUUUUUUUUUUAAAUAUAUAAAGUUUUUUUUUGGUUUUUUUUGUAACUUUUGUCUGUGCGAAAUGGUUAAUUGGCGCUCAUCUCAGCUCACAACGUGCUCUUCUCUUUUCAGACAGGACACGACUCCUGACCACGUAAAGGAAUAAAAUUAGUAUUCCACUUUUUAGUUGCGCCCUCUGGUGGCAAAGAUAAUUGCAAUGUGACAAUCUACCCAUGUGACAACAAGCCCCACUUUUGUAUGUUGCACUGAGGUGAUGUUGGUGUUAGUAACAGAAAACUUGUGUCUGUUCUCGCAGUGACUCUGAUGAUCAUCACCCUCAUCUCCAUCACCUACGGGGCCCUCGUGUGCAGCGUUCUUGCCAUCCAGAUCAGAUACGACGACUACAAAGUGCGUUUACGCCCUGCAGCCUACCUGUGCAUGAUCGUGUGGAGGGGGCUGGAGAUCGCCACCCGGAUCACGGCUCUGGUCCUCUUCAGCACGGCGCUCACAUACUGGGUGAUCCUCGUCGGCCUGGUCAACUUGCUCUUCUUCUUCUUCCUCCCCUGGGCCGAGUUCUGGCACAAAAAAGGCUCGCUAGCAGAGGACGUGGAGAAGAACUUCUCCAAGCUGGGCACCACAAUAGUGCUGUGCAUGUUCACGCUGCUCUACGCCUGCAUCAACGUCUUCUGUUGGUCGGCGGUGCAGCUCGACCUCACACACAAGGAGCUCAUUGAGAGGAAGCAGCGCUGGGUUCGCCUCGCUCUGUACUACUGUGGACGCUUUGUGGAGAACUUCCUCCUCAUCACACUCUGGUACUUCUAUAAAUCAGACUUCUACGAGUAUGUGUGCGCGCCGCUGCUGGUGGUGCAACUGCUCAUCGGCUACAGCCUGGCUGUGCUCUUCAUGCUGCUCUUCUACCAGUUCUGCCACCCCUGCAGACGCCUCUUCAAGUACAAUGUCCAUGACUGCCUGCACUGCGUCUGCUGCUACAAAAGAAGGGAGCGGGACAAACAACGAAAGUCGCAGCCUUCGUACUCCACCACCGGUACCAUGGAGAUGGGGCUGGAGGAGCCGCUGGAGUUGCUCGGCGCUCAAAACUCAGAACCUCCUGACUUAACCAGACAGCUGGGAGAGCGAGAGACGGCUAUUUUAGACGAUAUAAUGGAAGCGGCAUGA
Molecule: messenger RNA, 11770 nt
Organism: Xyrichtys novacula (pearly razorfish)
Lineage: Eukaryota; Metazoa; Chordata; Actinopteri; Labriformes; Labridae
Source: the annotation of a GenBank genome assembly